Molecule: messenger RNA, 4152 nt
Organism: Trematosphaeria pertusa
Lineage: Eukaryota; Fungi; Ascomycota; Dothideomycetes; Pleosporales; Trematosphaeriaceae
Product: cysteine proteinase
Exons: 6
Coding region: 423-3815 (1130 amino acids)
Biological process (GO): regulation of protein stability; protein deubiquitination
Cellular component (GO): nucleus; cytosol
Molecular function (GO): protein binding; cysteine-type deubiquitinase activity; cysteine-type endopeptidase activity
Source: RefSeq, a predicted model, not a curated record
ACGCUGCCCGCGCCCGCCCCUCUCGUUUGCACUUUGUCGGUGACGUUGUCCCGCCGCGCCUGUCCACCGCGCCCGCCAAGCACGCAUCCAUCACCGCCACACUUCUUCUUCACGUCUUGGAGUAUACAUUACUGCGGCCCCUCGCAGUCUUUGUUGCCCAGGUCUCGCCUCCCCCGACGCUGCGCGCUACCCCCUCGUCGUUACUGGCAGCGCCGCUGUCAGUCUUUCAAACGUUUCUAGGAGCAGCGCGGGCCACCGUCAUCAGCACCGUAUUCCUCCACAGCACCUCGCAACCGCUGAAGACUGGCGCACAGCUCCGUCCGUCUGCGCUCUCGGCGAGCUCAUCUCUCAUCUCAAGCCGCCCCGCAGUGCGCCGCUGCUCUUCUCCUUCACGCCGGCCGCUCCGCCACCCGCAAAAGACCAUGGAUCAACCGCUCGGUAGCGAUAUGCUCGUCGACCCCGAGUACGACGAGAAGCAGGACGUCGCCAUCAUUACCCCCGAUGCCGACGACGAGGUCGAGUCGGAGCCGGAGCCCCGCGCGGAUGAGCAUGAAGCUUUUAUGAAAAAGCAUAUGCCCGAGCUGGUCGAUCAAGAGACAGAAGCCGAAGCCUACCACACUUGGGAAAUCAGGGAUUGGCGGUCGCUCACAAGGCGUGAGCAUGGCCCUGUGUUCGAAUGCGGCGGCCAUCCCUGGCGGAUACUGUUCUUCCCCUACGGCAACAAUGUCGAGUUCGCUUCCUUCUACCUAGAGCAAGGCCACGAGGAGAAGAAGGUGCCAGAGGACUGGUACGCCUGCGUGCAGUUCAUGCUGGUACUGUGGAAUCCCAGCGAUCCCAGCAUGUACGUGCUGCACUCCGCCACCCACCGCUUCACCGCCGAAGAAGGAGACUGGGGCUUCACGCGCUUCGCGGAGCUUCGCCGCCUGUUUAGUCAGCAGUGGGACGAUCGCGGCCGGCCCAUGGUGGAGAAUGGCGCAGCCAACGUCACCGCCUACGUGCGCGUGCUCAAGGACCCCACUGGCGUGCUAUGGCACAACUUCAUAAAUUACGACUCCAAGAAGGAGACGGGCAUGGUCGGCCUCAAGAACCAGGGUGCAACGUGCUAUCUCAACUCGCUGCUGCAGUCCUUGUUCUUCACCAAUGCUUUUCGUCAGGCCGUGUACCAGAUACCCACCGAAAACGACGAGAAUCGCUCUAACAGUGCGUUCGCCCUACAACGGUUAUUCUAUCUCCUACAGGCCUCCAAUAACGCCGUCUCCACCACCGAUCUGACGCAGUCCUUUGGUUGGGAUUCGAAGCAGAUCUUCGAGCAGCAGGAUGUGCAGGAGCUAUCGCGAGUUCUAAUGGACAGGCUUGACGAGAAAAUGAAAGGUACCGAGGCUGAAGGCGCCCUGGAAAGGAUGUUCGUUGGAAAAAUGAAGACGUACAUCUCUUGCAUAAACGUGGACUACGAAUCGUCCAGGAUAGAAGACUUUUGGGACAUCCAGCUCAAUGUCAGUGGGAACAAGAAUCUGGACGAUAGCUUCAGGGACUAUAUCCAGGUUGAGACCAUGGAGGGCGAGAACAAGUAUUUCGCUGAAGGUUACGGUCUUCAGGACGCGAAGAAGGGUGUCAUCUUCGAAUCCUUUCCCCAGGUCCUCCAUCUGCAGCUAAAGCGCUUUGAAUACGACAUCAACCGCGACGCUAUGAUGAAGGUCAACGACCGAUAUGAGUUCCCUGAGAUUUGGGACGCCACGCCGUACCUCUCCGAGCACGCGGACCGGUCGGAACCUUACAUCUACCACCUACAUGGAGUCUUGGUUCACAGCGGAGAUCUGAAUGCCGGCCAUUACUAUGCUUUUCUGAAGCCCGCCAAGGAGGGUCAUUUCUACAAGUUCGAUGACGAUCGCGUGACGCGUGCCACGAAGCGGGAAGCACUCGAGGAGAACUUUGGCGGUGACUACACUCAGGCGAACGGGAAUGUUGGACAGAGGAAUCCAUACACGCGAACCUGGUCUGCCAAGCGUUCCAUGAGCGCGUACAUGUUAGUCUACAUUCGAGAGAGCAGGUUGGAUAGCAUCCUGAUGCCUGGAAAAGAGUUGGAGGCACCGGCGCAUCUUGCCGAGAAGAUGGCGGAGGAACGGGCUGCUUUGGAGCGGCGACGGAAAGAGCGCGAGGAAGCGCAUCUCUACAUGGACAUCAAUGUGGCCUCCGAGAACAACUUCAAGGUCUACCAAGGUUUUGACAUAGUCCCCUGGAAGAGCGAAACCGAAUCCCCGGCGAAUCCAAAGCUGUACCGGGUGCUACGGGGGACAAAAGUGGUAGACUUUACUGCGAGCGUCGCCGAGGAACUUGGGCUUGAGCCGGAUAUGCUUCGGCCCUGGGCCAUGGUCAACCGUCAAAAUGGCACCGUCCGUCCGGAUGUGCCUAUCGCGUUCCCGGAUAUGUCAGUCGAGGAAGCAUCCAGUAAAUUCGGUAUUAAGACUGCCCAAUUCAAGCUAUGGAUGGAGAAGGCCGAGAAGCGGGACGAACAAGGGAGCCCGGUCUUUGGCGAGAAGCUAAUCGACCUGAAGAACCAGCAAGGAAAUCGCCCGCUGAUGCUCUUCCUCAAGCAUUUCGACGCCAAGACGCAGAGUCUGUUUGGCAUUGGCAACUUCUACGCAGCCUUCCAAGACAGAGUGUGCGACGUCAGCCCACAGAUCUGCAAGCUGAUGGGCUGGCCAAGCGGGACUCAAUUCAAGCUUUCCGAGGAGAUCAAGCAGAACAUGAUCGAAGGCAUGAAGCCCAAAAUGACACUGGCCCAGUCGGAAAUCCAGGACGGUGACAUCAUCACUGUGCAACGGACACUAUCAGACAAGGAAAUCAGCCAGAUUACUGCUGCAGGAGGCUAUGUGGAGACUAAGGAAUUUUACGAUUACCUGCUGAAUCGUAUCAAUGUCGAAUUCGUACCGCGAUUAGGGGAGACGGCACAGCUACCCACUUUCUCCCUGACCCUGAGCAAGAAGAUGACCUACGAUCAAUUUGCGGCCAAGGUCGCUGAGCACCUCAAGGUCGAACCCACUCAUAUCCGAUUCACGACGGUCAAUACACAAGGGAAACCCAAGGCGGCUGUAAAGUACACUCAACCAGGGACCCUGAAUAACAUCCUUUUCCCAGGCCCGUACAACUAUGCUGGAAGUACCAUGCAGAGAUCGGAUGCGCUGUUCUACGAGGUACUCGAAAUGAGUUUGAAGGAGUUGGAGCAGAGAAAAGCUGUAAGGAUCAACUGGCUAUCGGAGGGUCUCAACAAAGAAGAGGAACAUAUCUUGAUGAUUCCCCGAACUGCACAGAUUUCGGAUAUACUAGAAGCUCUGCAAAAGAAAGCCGGCAUCAGCGACGAGGUCAUGAAGAGAGUGCGGGUUUAUGAAGUCCACAACAACAAGUUCUACAAGGCGCUGAGCCCGGACUUCCAGAUCAUGGGAAUUGGCGAAUACCUGCAUCUAUAUGCCGCCGCUUUCCCGGAAGACGAGUCAUCAAAAAAGAUCUCGGUGUUCCACUUCGACAAGGAGCCAGCCAAGGUUCACGGCGUUCCGUUCCAAAUCUCUCUGAAAGAGGGCGAGCCUUUCAGCGAGACGAAACAACGCAUUUCGGAGUUCACCAAGAUCAAGGGCAAGCAGCUGGACAAGAUCAAGUUUGCUCUCGUCAGCAAGCCGCAGUAUUCCCGACCAGAAUAUAUUGAAGAUGAGGACAUACUGUGGGAUAUAGUAGGAUCUCGUGAUGACAUAGCGCUCGCCAUGGAUCACGCAAACAAGUCACGGGGCUUCUGGGGCAAGUCGGACUCGAUCUUCAUUCGGUGACAGGAUGCCAUGUAAGCUAUACUCGGCGAGGCAUUUCUUUUGGGUACGGCGCAGGGAGGCACAACCGGCGAGGCUACUUGCUUAUCAUCGGUGCUUAUCAUCGGAGUCGGUGUGUAUACAUAGAGGCAGUUGCAGUGCGGCUCCACUGCGGAAGGAGUCUCUCUCGCAUCGAGAGAUGUGCGGGGACGUCAAGGGGCCCGAUGUUGCGAAGGGUCGCCGCUGGAUGGCGUGGAGUCGGGUAGACGGAGAUGUAAGGUUUGCGUAGUAGGUCCGGUGUGAGGUUAGCAUCAUAGGCACGGGAUGGAAAAUGCAUCUUUCAGUUAGAAAAAACUCUUUU